CAACAAAUUUAUCACAAAUGCAUCCGAUUGCGGCAAUACAGUUUUUUGAAACUCUGAGGUUCGUUGGAAUCUUAACAGUAGCGAAGGCUGCCAUUCAUCACGAACCUGCAACGUUUACUCCCAUAAUAAACAAAGAUAACCCUCAUCAGACGCACGCUGCGUCUGUACAUGUCUUAAAAGACAACCGUACUCUCAACGGGAAAGCCCCGUUUUUUACCGACACAAAAAUCAGGACGUCGAACAGAGGCAGCAAUAAUGCAACCGUUUCUCCGCAAACUUCAUCAUACACCAAGAACGAGAGGGUAUGCGAUACAGCGACAUGCAGAGAAAUCGGCGCCAAGAUUCUAAUGAGUAUUAACGUCAGUGCCGAUCCUUGUGAGGACUUCUACACAUAUGCCUGUGGACAAUGGAUUGACUCGCAGGAAAUUUUUGAUACAGAAAAAGCCGUCAGCCAAUUUUAUCUUAUGGAGAAACUUGCUAAACAAGUUAACAAGGAGCUGCUAAAGAACUCCUCAAGAAGCGCGUCCUCUUCGGAAGUCAAACUGAAACAGCUCUACAAACAGUGCUCAAAUGAAGAUCAAACUAACGAACUACGAGCAAGACCAGUGCUAGAUUUCUUGGAUCUGCACAUGGGUGGGUGGCCUCUAGUGACAGCAAACUGGAACUCCUCCAGAUUCAGUGUCUUCCGCGCAUUAGUCAACAGCCUGGCUGUGGGAACUGUCAGUUUCUUCAACAUCUCCAUCAAAGCUGACCUCGAAGACCCCCAGACCAGUAUUAUCUAUCUUGAGGCCCGGAAGAUGCACGAUAUUUACGAUGUGGUUUACAGAGAACAUUAUUUAAAUUUUUUUUAUAAUGUAACUGCAUUGGUGAUAUGGGAGCUGAAUUUCACUGAAGUCGACGGUUUAUUGGGAAUCGCAUCAAACGUUCAUUCGGGCAUGGAAGACAUUGUAAUACUUGAAAAAGAGCUAUACCAGCGGAAAACAGCCCAUGUUUACUUUACAAAAACGACCUUGGCGACGUUUGGAGAAGCACAUCAGUUCAAAUCUUGGCUUUUGAAAAAUAUGACAUCGUACAUCAAGGCAUAUUGCGCAGAAGUCGGAUUAACAGAACAGAUCGACGAUAACACCACCGUUAUUGCAGCAAAUCCAAAAUUUUGGCAAGUAUUGGAUAACAUUCUUGAUGAACUCGACAAACAAGGUGAGCAAGGAUUAAAACGCCUGGCGAAUUACAUCGGUUGGCGAGUGAUAGAAGCAUCAGUGGAUCAUUUAUCUAAGAAGUACCGGCAAAAACUGGCUGGUUUCGUUCAAGCAGUUUCAGUCAAAGGCCAAAAGAAUAGAAACAAUUUAACGGCUGAAGAGCGCUGCGUGGAUGUCGUGGCCAACGCGAUGCCGUUAGCGAUGGGAGCACUCUACGUACGGGAAGUUGUACCAAACGAUUUAAAGACGCAGGUCACGGCCAUCGUGGACGGCGUUGAGGCUGAAUUUAAAUUACUAUUAGCUUCCUCCAGCUGGAUGGAUGCUAGCACGCAGGAAGCAGCGCAGCGGAAACUCGCUAGAAUGCAGAAGAUUAUCGCUUAUCCACAAUUCAUGGCCUCCAACAUUUCAUUGAUCGACGCCGAAUACGAAAGCGCAAAUCGUUAUUAAAGACAACUACGCCCACUCCAUGAUGCAAAUCGAGAAAAGCAGGCGAUUUCGCGAACUUCAUCGUUUGGUACAGCAACCAUUUUUCGCUGUGGCGCGCUUGGU
Paramacrobiotus metropolitanus is the source of this 1745-nucleotide messenger RNA. RefSeq names its product endothelin-converting enzyme 1-like. Gene Ontology annotation, cellular component: plasma membrane. Gene Ontology annotation, molecular function: metalloendopeptidase activity. The coding region runs from base 18 to 1643 and encodes 541 amino acids. The transcript has 8 exons. Lineage: Eukaryota; Metazoa; Tardigrada; Eutardigrada; Parachela; Macrobiotidae. Gene Ontology annotation, biological process: protein processing. The record is from RefSeq and is a predicted model, not a curated record.